This is a messenger RNA of Liolophura sinensis, 2065 nucleotides long. Its product is annotated as arrestin domain-containing protein 3-like. Gene Ontology annotation, cellular component: cytoplasm. Gene Ontology annotation, biological process: protein transport. NCBI's taxonomy places the organism in Eukaryota, Metazoa, Mollusca, Polyplacophora, Chitonida, Chitonidae. The transcript has 7 exons. Bases 251 to 1489 code for a protein of 412 amino acids. The record is from RefSeq and is a predicted model, not a curated record.
ACGCACGGAGAACUGUCCAAGUCCAGUUAAAAACGUGUCUAAAAGCAUCUCUACAUACAUAGGACUGACUCUUCAAGUCCCACAAAGAACCGGUACAAGUUUCGCAUUUAACGGAAUCUUCACACACCGAUAUAACGGCAUAAACGAAGUCUGGUGUGUACCAAAAUAUCUGCGUACACAGAACUCUACGAAGCAGGCAUAUAGCGGUACAACCUACCGUGUUAUUGUAAGAGAGCCACCGACUGCAGUCAUGCCUAAGCUACGAGAGUUAUCAGUGGUUGUUACGUCGUCUCAAAGCUCCGUUUUCUUCAGCGGUCAAGUGGUGCAGGGUCACGUGGUUGUGGAUUUAGAGGAGAGCAUGAGAAUGAGAGGGCUUCGAGUUCACAUGUCAGGAAGGGCGGAUGUUCAUUGGUCAGAAAGACACACAACAGGAAGUGGAAAGAACAGGCGCAGUCAUACUCGUCAUUACCGGUCUCACGAGGUGUACCUCAACCAGAUCAUUGUACUCUACGGCAAAGCUCCAGACCAAGGGGGAGAUAAUCCAGAGCACCCGGCCGGAAGGUACACCUAUCCGUUUCAGUUUCAAAUUCCGUCAACAGCCCCGUCCUCCUUCGAAGGGGGUAUUGGAAAAGUCCGCUACCACAUCGCCGCUGUCAUCGAUAAACCAUGGAAAUUUGACGAUAAAUCAGUGGUUGCCAUAACCGUUGUGAAUCUGCUGGACUUAAACCGAGAACCACAAACAAUGCUAGGAAUCCAUGGCGAGAAUUCGAAGACCUUGUGCUGCCUGUGCUGUGAAUCAGGGCCGAUAACCGCUUCCUUCAAACUCAACCGACAGGGUUAUGUCCCCGGAGAGCAUAUACCAUGUUUCGCCGAAAUCUGCAACAACGCCAAUAAGAAGAUGGAUAAUAGCUUCAUCAAAUUAGUACAGGUAAUACUCUUCAAAGCUUGCAGGAAAACUCGGCGUGUAGUGAGAGAAUUGCAGCGGUUGCGAAAGGGUGAGAUUCCCCCUGGCGGCACGGAAACCUGGUCCGGGGAGACAAUCCGACUUCCGUCAAUUCCCCCUUCUCGUCUUCAAGGCUGCAAUAUCAUCGACAUCGAGUAUUAUAUAGUGCUGGUCGUGGAUCCGUCAGGGCUAUCAUUCGACUUGACAGUGGCGCUGGAGAUCAUCGUUGGUUCUAUUCCACACUGGUCCAUAGCCCAACAAUACAACCCCCAGGCGGCCCCUAGCGCACCCAUGCCCCAAGGCGGUCAGGACACCGAUCCACCACCUAUUGCCUUUCCAGACUGCAUGCCUCCUCCUUCCUACGCAGAGUGCGUGGGUGGUAAAGUGAACAUCCGGGGAACGGAGAAUUGGGAGCACACCCGGGGAAACGAAGAGUACUCCCCUCAGUACCCGUAUUAUGACUGGGGGACUCCUUACAACCCGGAGGGGGUGAUGGUGGAGGGAUAUCGGCCACAACCCCUCCCUGCCGAGGAGUCCACAGAAUAAUGGAUGAAGGCGUCUAACGUCUGCAGAUUAUUAACAAGUGAUAUUGUCACAAAAAGCGUUAUCAGUAAAUUUCUAGAUAUUGUUAAUUCAAGCAUUUUCGGACAGCGAGAGCACUUCAAUCAUCUAAAACUGGCCAAAAUGUAAACUUCUCCACUAUUUAAAUUUCAUACCCUUAUGUCUCUCUUGAUGUACACGUAGGGUACUCUUGACUGGAUUUUCAUAGUGGUUUAGGCCGAAUGUCCUGCUGGAUAAGUAGUUUCACAAGCUUUUUAGAAGCGGAAAUAACUCAAGGUUCUGCAGGCCUCUCAGUAUCUGUCUGCCUAUCGUUUACAAAACGGAGAUGUGAAUUUCACAUUGUAUUCUAUAAGUUAAUCAAUAACUGUUUAAGAUUUCAUAGUAACGUAAGAAUCAAAUCAAUGUUACAACCACGACUUUUUGUAAGCGUCUGUCAGAUCAGCCAAUAUUAUUCCUUACUUAUGUUUUUUAUAGUUAAUGUUGCGCAAUGUUUUAUUCUUCAGCGAUAACUUAUACCUCAUGCGUUUGGGCAAAUCUCCACUUUUUCAAAAUGUGUUAGCA